Molecule: messenger RNA, 1533 nt
Organism: Puccinia graminis f. sp. tritici CRL 75-36-700-3
Lineage: Eukaryota; Fungi; Basidiomycota; Pucciniomycetes; Pucciniales; Pucciniaceae
Exons: 5
Coding region: 1-1533 (510 amino acids)
Source: RefSeq, a predicted model, not a curated record
AUGGAACCAGCAGACUAUUCCGACUAUCUUGACGGCCUCCAAAGCCUCGAUCAAGUUAGCAAUUGGUUGGACGAUCAGUUACAACCAGGUGGUGACUCCCUCAGUUCAGAAAGGCGUUCUGUAUCAGUUGCCAACACGUCGUCAAACACUCAGCGAGGAGGUAUCGAUCCCAAGGACGAAGCCGACAACGACAAUGAUGGCGAAGAUUUCAAGAACAAGUCAAAGCCUACUAAUACCCGCGGAGGAAAUAAGCGAAAGGCAGCGACCGCUGAUGCCCCCGAUAAAUAUGCGCGAUUAGUUUCAAAAUCAAAUAAGCUAUCGUUAACGUGGAACGCUUCAAAUACCAGCCUUGCGGUUUUCAAAGAGGCCGUGCUUGAAGUCCUCCGUGUGCUCGAACCGGAUCAGGUGUUUCGACUUGCGGACAAGCAAGAGAAGGAGAACAACCUCUGCUGGUACGCAAUUAUCCCUUACGGUGGACAAUUCAUCGAGAAGAAUCAAACUGUGUUGGACAACUCCAAAAUAUUCGCGAGGUUUCUUGAAGUGGCCGAGGCAAAGGGGGAAGCAAAGGUCUACUUGGUCCAAAAUGACCCCAAGACGAUUGCGGAGCGCAAUGAGGCUUUAAAACAAUUAUCGGAGCAGGACAAGGAGAACAACGACGACCAAUCUGCGCAAGCGGAGGCGACGGCCGGUGCAAGUUUCAACAAACAGGUGAUCGAGAAUAUGUGGUUGCUCAGAGCAACACAUAUGCCGAGUGAGAAAUUGACAGGGUCAAUGGAGCUUCCAGUUAUGAUUGACCCCGAUGAUCCCAAGCGGUUCAUUGCACUCAGUCCGGAUCGAAUUACCCUCUGGGCCAGAGCAAUGGCUACCAACCCCGAAGUCACAGUAGACAAUCCCCCAAAAUCUCCUGCCUUCCGAUUCCAGACCAAAGCCGAAUUCAAGGGAAUUGCCGGUGCCGAAGAAGAAGGUGAAAAUUCGAUCAAUGUCGGCGCGAGGACCACUCAAGAUUCGCCUAGUGUGCCUAGAACUCCUGGAAGCAACAGAAGCCCUGGUGGUAUCGCAUCGGCGGCGGGUUCUACGAUGUCCCCGAUCCAAAUGGCGAUGGGGGCCUAUCCACCGGCAAUGAGUUGGCCACCGGCCUCCCCUUGGGGAUGGGGCCCUCCCAACCCAAACUUCUAUGUCCCAUACGGUGGGAUGCCAGGUGAGACUCCACCCGGAUGGCAGCCCAACCCUUUUAUCACGCACAAUCCUCAUCUGGCUGCAGGGACUAUGAACACUGGCCCUGUUUCUUCGCCGCCUGCUUCGGACGACACUGUGGACAUCAAUGAUUACUUAUCAUUCUGCCACAUCGAUCAUCAUUGUGAAUCGGUACAAAAGGCACUUGUCGAUUACGGGAUCACUCAUUAUCAAGAAUUUGAGAACAUCAAACCUGAAGAGCUCGAAUCGUUCGGUGUGAAAAAGAGCAAAGCGAGAUUGCUUGUCUCGAACACCAAAAAGUACGGACGCACUCUUAAAAAGCGCCGCCUCAACAAGUAG